Corylus avellana is the source of this 2618-nucleotide messenger RNA. Lineage: Eukaryota; Viridiplantae; Streptophyta; Magnoliopsida; Fagales; Betulaceae. The record is from RefSeq and is a predicted model, not a curated record.
AUGAGAGUAGAGGAACUUGUUGGUUCUCUUCAGACAUUUGAACUCAUGUUACCUAAGCCCAAAAGCUCAAAAAAUCUUGCUCUUAAGAUCAAGGCUGCUAAAGGUAAAUCUGUAGUUCAUUUUGAUGAGGAUUCUGGAGACGAUGAAGAAAUAGCAAUUAUUGCUAGGAAGUUUAGAAAAUUUUUCAAAAAGAAUGGAAAUUUUAGAAGUAGGGAAUCAAAAAAUUUUGUGAAUCCUAGUAAUGAGGUUAGAGAUAAUUAUGAAGGCAAAAAUGAUGAAAAUCAUAAAGAUAAAUUAUCUCGUGGUCGUAAGUGUCAUGAAUAUGGUGGUAUUGGUCAUAUUCGUGCUAAUUGUGGAAAUUUGAUAAAUUCAAAAGCCUUUGGGAUUUCUUAUGAUAGUGAACAUGAGGCUAGUGAGUUUAACUCUCUAGAUAGUGAACAUGGCAUAUGUAAUAAUGAAUCAGAAGAGGAGGGUGAUCUGCAAAAUGCUUAUAAUGAUCUGUAUGUGGAAUGCAUUAAAUUGAAGAAGUUAAAUAAGCAACACUUGCAGAAACUCAAAGAUGUUAAUCUUGAAAAUGAUCGACUUUCUGUUGCUUUAACUGAUUUACAUGCUAUUCAUAAUACUUUGAUAACUGGAUUGGGAUUUGAUAAAUCUGUUGUUUCUUCUACUAAUGCUGCUUCUCCUUCAAAGUUAAUUUUUGUGAAACCAGUUUGUAAAGAAGAAAGCUUGACUAAGAAGAAGGAAAUGUAUCCUCCAGUUUCAAGAGGUGAGAAAGGCUGUGCGCUUAUGAGCUCCAUUAAUUCCCAGCCAAUUACCUAUAUUUACCACGUUUGUGAAGACCAAGCUAACAAUUCAUCCGACGCUUCUUUCGAAUCAAACCUCACAGUCCUGCUGGGUUCUUUAUCCUCUAAAGCUUCCGAAAACAACAGCUUCUACAACGAUACCUCUAAUGGCAUCUACGGCCUCUUCCUCUGCCGAGGUGAUGUUAACACUAGUACCUGCCAAAGCUGUGUCAGUUAUGCGGCUCAAAAUAUCACAAGCCUGUGUCCAUCAAAUACAACUGCCAUCAUCUGGUUCGAUCAAUGCAUGUUAAGGUACUCCGAUACUAAUUUCUUUGGAGUGGAAACGACAUCGCCACGAGUCAUCCUGUUCAAUGUCCAGGAUAGAACUUCCCCUAAUAUAACUGAUUUUGGAGGACAAUCUCUACUGAACGGACUAAUAGCAGAUGCUUUAGAAACAGAGAUGUUGUACAAGGCAGAUAACUGGUCCGGAAAUAGCAAUGCGUCGGAGCAUAGAUAUGGGUUGGUGCAGUGUAAUAGAGAUAUCGAUUCUACUUCAUGCGGCAAGUGUUUGGGACAGUUGAUGACUCAAGCCAAUCAGUGUUGCGCAGCGCAGAUAGGGUGGCGCGUUUUGGCCCCAAGCUGUAAUAUAAGGUAUGAGACCUACCAAUUCUUUCAGCAACCAACUGCGCCGCUACCGCCAUCGCCCCCUGUGCCUGCUGUGGAUGAAAUAACAAGUGUUGAAUCCUUGCAAUUUAAUUUCGGCACCAUUAGAGCUGCCACAGACAACUUUUCUGAUGCGAAUAAACUUGGGAAAGGUGGAUUUGGGGUAGUUUACAGGGGUAGGCUUUCAAACGGACAAGAGAUAGCAGUGAAAAGAUUAUCCAAAAACUCUGGACAAGGAGAUAUAGAAUUUAAGAAUGAGGUUCUACUAGUGGCCAAGCUCCAACACCGGAAUUUAGUUAAGCUCUUUGGAUUCUGCAUGGAAGGAAAUGAAAGACUUCUUAUAUAUGAGUUUGUGCCUAACACAAGCCUUGAUCACUAUAUAUUUGAUCCGAUGAAGCGUGUAGACUUAGAUUGGGGAAGGCGGUAUAAAAUUAUAGGUGGCAUUGCUCGAGGGCUUUUGUACCUUCAUGAGGAUUCCCGACUUCGGAUUAUUCAUCGUGACCUCAAAACUGGCAACAUUCUAUUAGAAGCAAAAAUGAAUCCUAAAAUUUCAGAUUUUGGCAUGGCAAGAUUAUUCGUAUUGGAUCAAACUGAAGGCAGUACAAAUAGAAUUGUGGGGACCUAUGGAUAUAUGGCUCCAGAAUAUGCAAUGUUUGGGCAAUUUUUGAUAAAAUCAGAUGUCUUCAGCUUUGGUAUCCUAAUUUUAGAGAUUAUAAGUGGUCAAAAAAUUACUAGUUUCCGUAACACACAGAAUAUGGAGUACCUUCUCAGCUAUGCAUGGAGAAAUUGGAGGGAGGGGACAGCUUCGAACCUCAUAGAUCCCAUCUUAAUGAAGGGUGGUUCAAAAGCUGAAAUAAUGAGAUGUAUUCACAUCGGUCUACUGUGUGUUCAACAAAAUGUAGAUGACAGACCAGACAUGGCUUCAGUUGUUCUCAUGCUUAAUAGCGAUUCAAUCGCUCUCCGUUUACCUACAGAACCUGUAAGCUUUAUGAAGAGCAAUGUUCAGUCAGCCACACCACUGCAACUGGAUGUCAAUUGCGCAAGAACUAGUUACGAGGCUUCAAUUACUGAGUUAUCUCCUAGGUAGUGUUUCGUGGAAGGGGGCUAUAAUAAGCAUGUUUGUAUAUAAAUUUCACUCGCUAUGAUUCAUCUGAUGCCCCAAGAUUAGAUAUC